CCACAUGUUAUAUUGAGGAUGGAAGUUAAUUGCAGUUGAAACAUGGGAAUAAAGCAAUAAUACUUCCAGACUUGGGUUGCUGGCCUGAUGUUUUUGUAGGUCAAAGGAUGUUCCCUGUCAGAAUCGGUCCUGCUCCUUGUGCUUAGGGAGCACUCAAGAGAGUGAAUAUCUUUGUUACCAGACGGCUCUUACCCCUGCCUCUCCAGGAGCUUUAUUUUGAAGUUGCCAGUGCUUCAGACGUCAGCAGAGCGUGUCGUUCCGAGUGCAUCCCGCCGUAACCUGGCAGUAAUCGGGGAAGGAGCCGGCCCCUGGCAGCCCCUGGCACAGGGGCCUUUGUCGCUUCGUUAGGGAGAAGUCAGAGACGUGUGAAAAGUAGGCCAGGGGUCGGGGCGGCCUGCCCCGGCCCCCCGACAUCUCCUGGCUCGGCCGCUAAUUUGCCUCCAUGUUAAAUGCCUCCGAAGCACUAAUUAAAAUGAAAAGUUCUUGGGUCUCACCGACAGACAGAUUGAGUUAUUGAUGGUGGAAGCGGCCACCAACAGUAAUUGCAGCCCAUCCCUGAGCGAACGCCAGUUUGGGCAUUCAUGAGCAGCGCCAGGCUGACAGGGGUCAGGCAGGUCAAGCCCACCAAAACAAGAGGCCGAGGAAAGGCAAAAUCAGGCCUCUGUUCGUCUUUGUGCAAUGUCGCUUUUGUUGUGAUUAACUAUUUAGGUGUUUGAGCUGCUUUUUAGUCCUUUGAGGCCCAAUUAUGCUUCCCUUGUGAAUUGCUGUAGAAAGUUCGUUAAGCAGAACGUGACCACAACUACUGCAGUCUGAAAAAGUAACUUUUUAUUCAAUUUGGCUGUCUUAGCUAUGUGUUCAGCCACUGGAUGAGGAAAAUUAUCUUCUAUUUUUGGAGUAAAUGGCAUGUGCAUAUGGUAGCGCAGUUUUUCAGUGGGGAUUAAUUUGCAGAAAACUUGGGAAUCCAGAAGGAUAUCAGGAUUUUGAAUUGGAGUUCAGAAAGAUAAAUAAUAAAUAUCAUUAGUGUUGUGAGCUGAGCUAACUUUCUUUUCUUCAGAAAACACUAUAUAAUGUACUGUACAGGAAGAGGGACUGGAGUAGUUGAUGCUAAGUGAGAAAUCAAUUUCUUCAUUGAAAUGUUAAAUGAGAUUUUGCUUUUUAUAUAUUUUUAAGAUGUAGUACUAUUCUAGAAGACAAAAGUAACAUUGAAACGAAGUUGGAAAAGUUACAAAAACAUCUUUGCAGUCAAGCACCAAAUCUUGUAUUAGGCUUCACCGAACAGACUAAGCUUAACAUUUGUCAAGCAGAAGGGCUGGUUGCCUUGCACAGGAAGGAUUAAAAGUGAACAAUGACUCGACUGAGAGUUUGUGAGCGAUUGCUUGGAGCCUAUCUGCUUAUUAUUCUCCAUGUUCAAGGUCAAAAUAGUCUCGACAGCAUGCUUCAUGGCACAGGAAUGAAGACAAAUCCUGACCAAAAGAAACAAGCAAAUGGAGUGACACUGGCUCCAGAGGACACCUUACCUUUUCUUAAGUGCUACUGCUCAGGACAUUGUCCUGAUGAUGCUAUUAAUAACACAUGCAUAACUAAUGGGCAUUGCUUCGCUAUCAUUGAGGAAGAUGAACAUGGAGAACCCACGCUUGCUUCUGGCUGCAUGAAGUACGAAGGUUCAGACUUCCAGUGCAAGGACUCACCUAAAGCACAAUUACGGCGAACAAUUGAGUGCUGUCGUACUGAUUUCUGCAAUCAGGAUUUACAACCAACGUUACCACCGCUUGAUAGUACAGAUGGACUUUUUGAUGGCAGCAUUCGUUGGAUGGCAGUGUUGAUUUCUAUGGCAGUCUGCAUAAUUGUCAUGAUCAUCUUAUUUAGCUGCUUUUGUUACAAGCAUUACUGUAAGACGAUGGCAAAGAGGCACUGUUAUAAUCGUGACCUGGAACAAGAUGAAGCAUUUAUUCCAGCUGGGGAGUCAUUAAAAGACCUUAUUGACCAGUCACAGAGUUCUGGGAGUGGAUCAGGACUACCGUUGUUGGUUCAGCGCACUAUUGCCAAACAAAUUCAGAUGGUGAGGCAAGUUGGAAAAGGGCGGUAUGGCGAAGUGUGGAUGGGCAAAUGGAGGGGUGAGAAAGUCGCAGUGAAAGUGUUUUUCACCACAGAAGAAGCCAGUUGGUUCAGAGAAACAGAGAUUUACCAAACUGUUUUGAUGCGUCAUGAAAACAUCCUUGGUUUCAUAGCUGCAGAUAUAAAAGGCACUGGCUCCUGGACACAGCUUUACUUGAUUACAGAUUAUCAUGAAAAUGGAUCGUUGUACGAUUUUCUGAAAUGCACUACGCUAGACAACAGGGCUCUGCUCAAACUGGCGUAUUCUGCUGCGUGUGGUCUGUGCCAUCUACACACAGAAAUUUAUGGGACACAAGGCAAGCCUGCUAUUGCACACAGGGACCUGAAGAGUAAAAACAUCUUGAUAAAGAAAAAUGGAACUUGCUGCAUUGCUGACUUGGGUCUUGCAGUCAAGUUUAACAGUGACACAAACGAAGUUGAUGUUCCCUUGAAUACUAGAGUGGGAACGAAACGUUACAUGGCUCCAGAGGUCCUAGAUGAAAGCCUGAAUAAAAACCAUUUCCAACCAUACAUCAUGGCUGACAUCUACAGUUUUGGGCUUAUCAUUUGGGAAAUGGCUCGACGUUGUGUCACAGGAGGUAUUGUUGAAGAGUAUCAGCUGCCAUAUUAUGACAUGGUGCCAAGUGAUCCAUCCUAUGAGGACAUGAGAGAAGUGGUGUGUGUCAAGCGCCUACGCCCAGUAGUAUCAAAUAGAUGGAACAGUGAUGAAUGUUUAAGAGCAAUAUUGAAAUUGAUGUCUGAAUGCUGGGCUCAUAAUCCUGCCUCAAGGCUCACGGCCUUGAGGAUCAAGAAGACACUUGCCAAGAUGGUGGAAUCACAAGAUGUAAAGAUUUGACAUAGUAAAUUGACAUUGGAGAGCAAAGCUGGACUCCUAGAUCUUUUCACUCAGACAUGGGUGAGACCUGUGUGGAAAGAGAGAAUAACUGAGAUUCAGUGUAUUUUCUCAGCACACUUCUACAGGCUGCUAAUCAAAUCUUUCAGUACUUCAUAGACUGUGAUACUGAGAGCCUCUAUACAGUACAUGCUACGGAUAUGGACAGCCUUGAUAAAAUACACAUUUUGGUUUUGUUUGAGCUGCAUUGACACUUCAGUCAUACUUAGUGAGUCUCCAGUAAAACUCUGGGUACUGAAUUGAAUGUUCAGAUUACAGUGCUUUCUGUGAAAGCCUAACAAGCUAUAUGGAUUCAACAGAGAUGGAGAAUAUAAGCUUUUUUUUGCCUUCUACCUGAUAAAACCUUGUCAAUCCAUACUAAGUUUUUGUGAAACAGCCUGUAGUUUAUGAGUCUGUUUGUGAUACUGCUCAGUUUAACGGUUCCUUAUGCCUUUAUGUGUGUGCCAGGAUUAUUUUGCUGUCAUUUGGAAUAGAUAAGAAACCAUUUAAAUGAACAAAGUUUUAUGGUCAGGGCUCUGUGCAUUUUGUGGCUCCACAAUCAGAGAUUUGCUACAGAACUUACUCUUUGCCAUUAAGUUAUCUUCCAAAAUCUCAGUUUUAAUUUUAUUUCUAUUCUUAUUUUGGUCACAAGGAGAACUGCAAAAAUGUGAACCAUUAAUAACUUAAGGAAUGCCUACCUGAGUCUGCAGAGAGCUUGAAACAGCCUCUCUUAGAGGUAUAAACUGCUUUGGUCGCCACACUUGUGGUCUAGUGGGCUCCGUAAUUGGAUGACUAUCAAAUUGGGCAUAUCUUAACAACGCCACAUGCAACCAGCGUUUUUGCUGUAGGAUACUUCACAUCUUAACAGAAAGACCAUUGAUGAUAGGUUUUGCCUUUCUGUUUUAGUGAGAGUCACGGGCAGGUGUCUGUCAUGCUCUGAACCUUUUCUCUGUACUUGAGGGAAUCGGUCAACUGUAGGAGCAUGCUUUUUCACCAUUUGACAAAACUAGGCAGAAGAUAGUUUUGAAAGGCUUGAGAACAAGUCUAAUUUACAGACACAAAAGAAGGAAGGCAGGAAGUGCAGGCCGGGCACUCAGAAGAUUAGAGAAUACAGUAAAGGUCAAGACCAGAAGAACUGCUGUGAACCGUUGAAGAUAAGACCCAGAAUGUGCACAAGAUUUUUAGCUGGGUUGCCCUGAUGUAAAUGCAGGAGGCCACGUCUGUGGGCCAUCUAGUGGACGGUUAUGAAAUUGAAGACAUGAGACAAGGUAAAUCAGUGGGUGUUUUAAGUUCUAGUUAGGCACAUUUAAAAGGAAUGGCGUUGAAAAAUAAUUUGUGAAGAUAAACUAAGUUAAUCUAAUUGCAAAAUUUGAUCCUAUGAUGCCAACUAUUUGGCAUGCACAGGAAGCUACAGUUCCCUCCUUUUCUUCACUGAUCCAGACAAGUUGGUUAAAAACCAGAACCCCUCCAUGGGGUUACUGUAAGGCAGGAUUACUGAUUUAUAACUUUGGCACUUCUACUUUGAAGUUAGAAAAUAGUACCAUAAGUCAAGUUGAAGCUUCAAAUGCAUAAAUCAUCACAAGAAUGAACACACAGUAUUGGAACAAUUGAACCUAUUUGAUAAUUUAAGUGCCUAUAACUUUGUACUGUAAAUCUUGUUCUAGAUGACUUUAAAAAGGGAAGUUAUUUAUACAGUGUGUUUUGUGCUUUAGUAAAUAAAAAAGCCUAGUCCUAGGUACAUGUGUUCAAUUAGAUACAUGCACACAUACACACAUGCCAUAGUCAAGAUUUGAAGAAAAAGUUAUGAAUGAUAUCAAAAUUGAGCAAAAAAGGUUAAAACUUCAGAUUGAUUUAUGCCAGAUUAUUUGUUGUCUUAGAAUAUGUACAUGGAGAUUGUUUUGAUACAUGUUUAAAUUUCCCUUGAAAGUACAACUAGUAGAAAACAAUGUAAUGCAGAACUAAUGUGAUUUGUGAACAAUUACAACCUUCUAACAUGUUAUUUUUUGUUCUAAUUCUGUAGUUCACAUAAUGUAAAUGGUCAGGCAAAAGAUUGCAGUAUUUUUAUUUACUAUUGUGAUGUACAGACUUUAUUUAACAGUUCUACAUAUUUUAUAGAAAUCUAGCUAUUUCAAGGGACGUUUCUUUUUUUAAAAAAAUAAAGUCAUUACUUUUGUUCAGUAAUGCCUUUAAGUAUUAAUAUGUAUUCUGGCUGAAAAGUUAACAGGUGUGUCAACUAUGAUUUUAACUUAUUUGAAAACAGCGAGAGAUAUAUGAUAUUGUGCCACAAUCCUCAUGAUAAAGGGCUUUUUAAAAGAGCAUUUCUCCGUCCAUUGCCAAGAAAUAGAAGAUGAAUUUGAAAUUGUUAAUCAUGUCUUCAUGCAUAAUUUUUGCACAGAUAGUUGGAAAAUAUUUGGUAUGAGCCAAAAAAGGUAAGGGAUAAGCUUUUUAUUUUUUCCUUCUCUAGGGUUUUUAUUAAUUAGAAGGAAAAAAUUUUAUAUAGGUACCCUGCUAGCUUAAACUUUCAGAGCAUGGAGGUCUAUUUAAAUUAACCCAUUCCCUUUUAGAUUAUUUUUUUUGUUUCUUUUAGAAGUUGCCACAGCAUUAUUAGCUGUCAACUUGUUUUGUGAUUUUUUUUUUUCUUCUUUUUUUUUAAUUCCUUUUUCUUAAGUCUUCAGGAAGCCAUUGCCAGAAGUGUGAAUUUCGAUAGUUUUCUCCUCUAUUAUUUACAGAAUCACAGGUUGUUAGGGAUUGGAAGGGACCUCGAAAGAUCACCCAGUCCAAUCCCCCUGCUGGAGCAGGAACACCCAGAUGAGGUUACACAGGAACGCAUCCAGGUGGGUUUUGAAUGUCUCCAGAGUAGGAGACUCCACAACCUCCCUGGGCAGCCUGUUCCAGUGUCUGUCACCCUCACUGAGAAGAAGUUUCUUCUCAAAUUUAAGUGGAACCUCUUGUGUUCCAAUUUGAACCCAUUACCCCUUGUCCUAUCAUUGGUUGUCACCGAGAAGAGCCUGGCUCCAUCCUCGUGACACUCACCCUUUAUAUAUCUGUAAACAUUAAUGAGGUCACCCCUCAGUCUCCUCUUCUCCAUUUAGGCAUUUGCAAGGCAAUAGGGUGGUGAUCUUUGGUAGACAUCUUAAGACCUGAAUUGAUUUACACAUCACUUGGACCCAGAAGUAAGCUGGCUGCUGCAGAGAUCACCUUUGAUAGAAAAGAAAAAUCUUCGUGCCUUAAGCUUAACCUUAAUUUAUCAGCUCUUCAGUUACUCAGUUCACACUCAUACGUAUCAACGCGUAUUCAGUAGUCAUUGUCCUGAAGAGGAGCUGUUAAGUCUUUAGUAUUUCUUGAUUCCCUGAUACUCCAAAAAAUGUGAUUGCUGAAGUACCUGGUUACAUAAAGCACUUGAGCACAUAUUUACAUUCCAUGCAAAGUCAUUCUCUGUUUGCAGCCUAAAUAUGCCUAUACUGACCGUUUAGCAAUCAUUCACAGGAAACAAAACAAACCAAAUCAAACAUAAACCACAAACACACACCAAAAACCCCAGCUUCUCUCAGAGCUAGCCCAUUAAUUUUUACAUAGUUAAACCUACUUAGUGCAGAUUCUAGAGCACACCUGUUGCUUUAUGCAAAACUGUAGAGUUCAGAAGCCUUUAAGGUCAGGGAGGGUAAUAGGAUUCUUCUGUUGGCGUGUGAUUAAUCUCUUGUUGUUGGUCAAAACUGGCAAAUUUGUUUUCAUUAUUUUUUUGUCUUCCUUUUUUUUAAUAUAAAAAUCAGAAGUCUGGUAAAAACCUUGAGGAGUAUCAAGAUUGUGCCUUGGAAGUUCUUAAACACUCAUCUAUGGAGGGGAGAUUUGUAUUUAUUUAACCUACUCCAUGUGGUUUCAGUUAGGUGGAAAAUAAUUUGAGUCACUUACAGAAAUCUUACUGUUAGAGCAACUGAAAGAACCAAUUCUGUGUUCCUGAUUAACUUGUAAGUUCCCCAAGAACUUACAAGAACAAGUUUUCCUACAGAAAAAUGUAGGCUUACAUUUUGAGUUUAUUCCAAGUUUUAUUCAAUAUGUAAUUUUUCCUGAGUUUUACUCAAGAAAUUGACAGUUUUCCCAAUGCACAUCACUUUUCUCAAAUUAUUUUCUCAAUUAGUCUCUUUUGAGGUAUCGAUUAAAAGGUAAAAUCAAUAUUUUACGUUAUCUCCAUAGUAGUCUAGAAUCAAAUUUUAGACCUUGAUCUAAAGUACCAUUUGAAUGUGUUUAUAAAAUGAAUAAUUUGGAUACAUUUCACCUACUCUGUAUUCACAGACUGUAUUUUAAUGGUCUAAAAUGUUUGAAAAGCAAAGAUAUUAAGUGAAAAAGCAUUCUUUGGCUAUUGCAGAUGUUUUUAAAGGGAAGUUACGUACGCAUCUUCUGUCAAAUAUAAAAAUGAUAUAGCACUUCCUCAUUCUUCUGACAGUGCCUCUGAAGUCAAAAGUCUUUAUCCUGUACCCACAAUCUUUAUUCCAAAUAGGGGUGAUGUCUCAAUGGCUGGCAAUGGUGCACGAUACGGUGCUUUAUGGGGCCAUGGUGAAUUAGCCUUGGUUGGUAGAGCAGAACUGGAGUGCACGUUACUUCUAAUUUUGGAACAAAUCUUAUGUAAUUGUUGCUUUGUAAUAUGUUACCUUGGAAUGCAAUUACAGAAGCCCACAUCGUCUAGUGACAUUUGUGCUCUGACAUGCCAUGCCCAAAAUGAAAUGUACUAUAUUGUAUACAAGAAGAAUAAAUAACAUUGUAGUUAACCUAGAGAAGCUGUAAAUAAAUUAUGGAAGAAGAGUGGAACAAGACAAAUGGUCACACUCUUGUGUGUGUUAUAUGCCAGAAGUGUAGAAUACUCUUUUAAAAAUGUAACACACUAAUGUAUUUUGUACAGCAUCUGCUUUAGAAGGUGCCUUAUUGAGUUUACCUUGAAUUGCUUGUUCUGUACACAGAUUAUGUCCAAUGUAUCAUUUUUAAGUAAAUAACCUUAUUUUAGUA
Messenger RNA from Columba livia (rock pigeon), 7984 nucleotides. It is a transcript of the gene BMPR1A, whose product is annotated as bone morphogenetic protein receptor type 1A. The coding region runs from base 1346 to 2950 and encodes 534 amino acids. The record is from RefSeq and is a predicted model, not a curated record. Gene Ontology annotation, cellular component: signaling receptor complex; plasma membrane. NCBI's taxonomy places the organism in Eukaryota, Metazoa, Chordata, Aves, Columbiformes, Columbidae. Gene Ontology annotation, molecular function: ATP binding; SMAD binding; transforming growth factor beta receptor activity, type I. The transcript is spliced from 12 exons. Gene Ontology annotation, biological process: protein phosphorylation; dorsal/ventral pattern formation; cellular response to growth factor stimulus.